AUGCUGGGGAGCAGCCCCGAGGCCGCGGAGCGCGAGGCUGAGGGCGGCGGCGCGGGCGCUCUUCCCGCUCCGCCGGCCAUCGACUUCCCGACGGAGGGCUCGGACCCCAAGUAUGACGAAUCUGAUGUUCCAGCCGAACUCCAGUUGUUAAAAGGACCGCAGCAGCAGCAGCAGCAGCCGACCUUCCCCUUUGCAGUUGCCAACCAGCUAUUGCUUGUUUCUCUGCUGGAACAUCUGAGCCAUGUGCAUGAACCAAACCCGUUGCGUUCAAGACAGGUGUUUAAAUUACUCUGUCAGACUUUCAUCAAAAUGGGGCUGCUGUCCUCUUUCACCUGCAGCGAUGAGUUCAGCUCAUUGCGACUCCAUCACAACAGAGCCAUCACUCACCUGAUGAGGUCGGCCCGAGAGGCAGUUCGCCAGGAUCCUUGUGAGGAUAGUUCUCAUAUUCCAAAGAUCAGAUCCAGGGAAGUAGCCUUUGAAGCACAGACGUCACGUUACCUAAAUGAGUUUGAAGAGGUUUCCAUCCUGGGGAAAGGUGGAUAUGGCAGAGUGUACAAGGUCAGGAAUAAAUUAGAUGGUCAGUAUUAUGCGAUUAAGAAAAUCCUGAUUAAGGGUGCAACUAAGACAGAUUGCAUGAAGGUGCUGCGGGAAGUGAAGGUGCUGGCGGGUCUUCAGCACCCCAACAUUGUGGGCUAUCACACUGCGUGGAUCGAGCAUGUGCACGUGGCCCAGACGCCAGAGAGGAUUCCUGUCCCGCUGCCGUCGCUGAGAGUGAUCUCCGCCCAGGACGACAGUAAUCAGUCUGAUGUUAAAACUGAUGAAAGUAACAGCUCAUCCAUUAUCUUCGCCGAGUUCACCUCAGAAAAAGAAAAGCUCUUAGGAGGGCCUGGCACUGAAAACCAGAAUAACAAACUGGUGAACUAUACCCCCAGUCUGGUCACCAGAGAGGCCGGGGGGUUUGGGUUACCCGCUGAGCUGGAACACGGCGUGGCUGAGCUGUCUUCCCGAUCGACGGCUGAGAGCCAGCUGCCCCUUCGGCUUCAUUCAGACUUAGAGGAAAACUUCACCUCCACCGAGGACUCGUCUGAAGAAAACUUCAACACGGUGGGACAGACAGAGAUGCAAUACCACCUGAUGCUGCACAUCCAGAUGCAGCUGUGUGAGCUCUCCCUGUGGGACUGGAUCGUGGAGAGGAACAGGCGGAGCCGGGAGUGUGUGGAUGAGUCUGCCUGUCCUUAUGUAAUGGCCAGUGUUGCAACAAAAAUUUUUCAGGAAUUGGUGGAAGGUGUGUUUUACAUCCACAGCAUGGGGGUUGUGCACAGAGACCUGAAGCCCAGAAAUAUUUUUCUUCAUGGCCCUGAUCAGCAAGUGAAAAUCGGGGACUUCGGCCUGGCGUGCACAGACAUCAUCCAGAACCCACACUGGGCCGGCGGGGAUGGGAAGCGACCGACACACACUUCCAGAGUGGGCACCUGUCUGUACGCGUCUCCCGAGCAGCUGGAAGGAUCUGAGUAUGAUGCCCAGUCGGACAUGUACAGCCUGGGUGUGAUCCUGUUGGAGCUCUUCCAGCCGUUUGGGACAGAAAUGGAGCGAGCGCAGGUGCUGACGGGCCUGAGAACCGGCCAGAUGCCCGAGUCCCUCCGCCAGAGGUGCCCCGUCCAGGCCCGGUGCGUCCAGGAGCUGACCCGGAAGGACGCAGCCCAGAGGCCGUCGGCCGUGCAGCUGCUGCAGAGCGACCUCUUCCAGAAUCCCGGAAGUGUUAAUCUCACCCUGCAGAUGAAGAUAGUAGAGCAAGAAAAAGAAAUAGAAGAACUAAAGAAGCAGUUACGCCUCCUCUCUCAGAACAAAGGGGUCAAGGAUGACAUGAAAGGGGUUAAGGAUGAAGGUGUUUCUGUGUAA
This is a messenger RNA of Pipistrellus nathusii (Nathusius's pipistrelle), 1899 nucleotides long. NCBI's taxonomy places the organism in Eukaryota, Metazoa, Chordata, Mammalia, Chiroptera, Vespertilionidae. The record is from the annotation of a GenBank genome assembly.